Solanum tuberosum (potato) is the source of this 1028-nucleotide messenger RNA. RefSeq lists its product as uncharacterized. The transcript is spliced from 5 exons. NCBI's taxonomy places the organism in Eukaryota, Viridiplantae, Streptophyta, Magnoliopsida, Solanales, Solanaceae. The record is from RefSeq and is a predicted model, not a curated record. The coding region runs from base 20 to 793 and encodes 257 amino acids.
ACAUCCAAUUUUCUUGAAAAUGAGUUCACUAAAUAUUUUCCCUUCUACCUUAAUCUCUAAUAAAAAAUUCCCAAUAAUUUUCCAAGAAAAAAACUCCCAAUUUUCUCUCCAUCAAAAAAAGAAACUACAACUUCUUCAUGACCAAAAAUAUGUUUCUAGUUUUAUUCAAUUAAACCAAGUUUCAUCCAAAAGAAAUUGCAUAUUAUACCCUUUGAAAUGUAAUAAAUCAGAUAAUUCAGAAAAUAAUAAUCCAGAAGAAGACCCAAAAGCUAUGGAAACAGUACAAAAACUUUAUAAAGCACUUAAAAAUAAAAAUCUUAUUGAAUUGUCUGAUAUAAUUGGAGAAGAAUGUAGAUGCAUUAGCAAUGUUGCCUCUUCCUUACAAACUUUCUAUGGCAAGGAGCAAGUAAUUGAUUUCUUCAAAUCAAUCAUAAAACUCCUAGGGAAUAAUAACUUUGAGAUUGUUUUCAAACCAACUACACAUGAUGGAACAGAUGUUGGGGUUGCUUGGAAACUAGAAUGCAGUGACACUCAUAUUCCUAUUGUGAAAGGUUUUGGAUUCUAUCAUUGUCAUUAUUACAAGGGUCGUAUGAUGAUAAGGAAUGUGGAGAUGAUCAUGGAGCCACUCCUUCAAAUUGAGCCACUUAGAUUGAAAAUAUCAUCCUUCCUUUUGAGAGCAAUUCAAAAGAUGACUCCACAUAUUUUGAAGGGAAAGAUGAAAGAGGCUCUGCAAAUCUCGCUUAUGACUCUACUAUUUGUAGCUUUGCUGUAUUUGAUUAAGAACUUCAUGUAAUUCACUAGUAAUUUUCUUUUUUGAUUCGUAGCGAUUUUGAGUUUCCAAUCCCACUUGUGGGAUUAUACUGGAUAUGUUAUUGUAGCGAUUCUGAGUUGCUUCUUGUGUGAUGAAUCUUCAUAGAUGGCAGAAACUUUUGGUGCCAUCUAUGAAGAUUAUAAUCACAGAACAAGCAACUCAAAAUCGAUAUGCUAUAAAUAAGCAUUAGGAAAGAGACAUAACAACGAUGUUUAAA